Messenger RNA from Drosophila serrata, 393 nucleotides. RefSeq lists its product as uncharacterized. Lineage: Eukaryota; Metazoa; Arthropoda; Insecta; Diptera; Drosophilidae. The record is from RefSeq and is a predicted model, not a curated record.
AUGCGGAUACCUGGAAACAGUGUGGAGUUCGUCCUGCAAACCGGAAUGGAGCGACCAUCAAAGGCCAAGAGGGAGAAGUACAUAAACACUCGUCUACUGAGUCGUCUAAAGUGUCUUGAUGGGAGCAGCGAAACUAUUUACGAGCGAGAUGUGGCCAUUAAAACUGUGUCAUUGCUAUGCGGAGGCUCCAAGGAGGGAUUUGAAUCCAGAAAUGCCAAAGAAAUACCACCCCUUUUCGUGAAUAUUUUCGGCAACAAUGGCCAAGUGCUGCAGUCGAGGGUUGUUGUGUUUCAUAAUGAUGACAGCAGCCAACUUCAGUGCUCCUUCCUGAUGCUGCCCCACACUGGUCAUCAUGAUGAUGAUGAUGAUGAUGAAGAUUACGUUUGGCUAUAA